GCGGCUGGUCGGCCCGCGGCGGCGCAGAGCGGAGCCGGCGUACGGGGGGGGCCCCGGCAGGGCGGGGGCCGGAGCCAGCCCGGGCCGGGGCCGGAAUGCCCCUGUUCUCCGCGCUGUUGGCCUUGCUUUUGGUUGCCCUCAGCGCCCUCUUAGGCCGGUGGUUUGUGGUCCGGUUGGCCACCAAGUGGUGUCAGCGGAAGCUGCAGGCAGAGCUAAAGAUUGGGUCCUUUUUUUGGAUCCAGAAUGUCAGCCUUAAGUUUCAGCAGCACCAGCAAACAGUGGAAAUUGAUAGCCUCUGGAUUUCCAGCAAACUCCUUAGCCAUGAUCUGCCACGCUAUGUGGCAUUGUGCUUUGGAGAAGUGCGUAUCAGAACGGACCUACAGAAGGUUUCUGGCCUGUUUGCCCCAUUCUCCCAGAGCACUGGGGUGCAUCAAAAGGAACUGUCGUUCAGUCCUUCCUUACUGAAGAUCUUCUGUCAGCUCUUCUCCAUUCAUGUAGAUUCUAUAAACAUCAUGGUUCUCAAGGUGGCUACUUCUGAGUCUUUGUGGCACAUUCAGAUCAGAGAAAGCAGCUUUCUUUUGGAUAGUGAUGGGAAAAGGCUGAAAUGUGAGGUGAGCCUAAAUCAGAUCAACAGCAAAGUUCUAAAGAGUGGCCAGUUGGAGGAUACCUGCCUUGCGGAGCUCUCACUGGCCCUAAAGUUGUAUGUAGAGGUGGGCAUCAGCAGUCGGCAACUGAAGGCGAUCUCUGUGGAUAUGUGGACACUCCAUGCGGAACUGCACGAGGGCCUUUUCCAUAGUCAGCUGCUACGCCCGGGCCCAAGCCUGGCACCCAAACCUGUUCCUUGUCCAGAGGUGACAGAGAACUUGGCUGAGCCAACUCUGCCUGGCCUGUACCUCCUUCAGCAGCUGCCAGAUCAGGUCAAGGUGAAAAUGGAGAUCACAAGUGUGGUGCUGUCCAUGAAUAGUCAAAAGAGGCACCUGAAUUGGACGCUGAAGCUGCUACAUUUCCUGUACCACCGUGAUGAGGAUCAGCUGCCUCUUCGAAGCUUCACAGCAAACUCUGAUAUGGCACAGAUGAGCACUGAAGUCCUACUGAAAGAUGGGUUGUUGCUGUCCCAGAGCCGCCAGCGCAUUGUCUGUCUCAACUCCCUCAAGGCUAGUGUGCAGGUGACCACCAUUGACUUCUCGGCCUCCGUGGUCUUGAACACGUGUAUCGUUCAUUACCGGCACCAGGAAUUCGCUCAGUGGCUGCACCUCCUAGCGCUGGAGAUCCAAGAGUCUAGUUCAUCUGGUUUUAAGCAAAAAAAGAAAAGAACCUUCCCCCAAAUCCUGGCUCCUAUCAUCUUUAGCACCUCCAUCUCCAAUGUCAACGUUUCCAUUCAGCUUGGUGAUACACCACCCUUUGCCUUGGGAUUCAAUUCCAUCUCUCUAGAUUACCAGCACUUGAGGCCACAAAGUAUCCAUCAGCGGGGUGUCCUAACUGUGGACCAUCUCUGCUGGCGGGUGGGCAGUGACUCCCACAUUCAGCGGGCACCCCACCCACCCAAUAUGCAUGUUUGGGGUGAGGCACUUGUCCUGGACUCCUUAACGCUACAGGGUAGCUAUAACCAGCCUUUGGGCCUGUCUAGCACCCAGUCGGAUACCCUCUUUCUUGAUUGUACCAUCCGUGGACUGCAGGUAGAAGCAUCAGAUACCUGUGCCCAAUGUCUCUCUCGCAUUUUAUCCUUGAUGGACACACAAUCUGGGAAGUCAGCUUUCACUAGAGAAUCUUCAUUUGGGGAAUCUGUGUCAUUACUGUGGAAGGUGGACUUGAAGGUGGAGGACAUGAACUUGUUCACGCUUUCUGCCCUGGUUGGUGCUUCCGAGGUCCGACUGGACACGCUGACUGUCCUGGGAAGUGCUGAAACCUCCACUGUGGGUGUCCAGGGACUUGUGCUUGCCCUGGUGAAGUCAGUCACAGAGAAGAUGCAGCCCUGCUGCAAGGCUCCUGACAUCCCCACUCCCGUGCUCAGCCUCUCCAUGCUCUCCAUCACCUAUCACAGCAGCAUCCGCUCUCUGGAGGUUCAGUGUGGUACAGGGCUCACCUUACUUUGGAGCCCCCCAGAUCACAUGUCCCUAUACCAGCACAUCCUGGCUACCCUGCAUUGCCGAGACCUACUAAGAGCCACUCUGUUUCCCGAGUCUGCUCCACUCCUUGCACUAGAGCCUCCAGUGACUGUGUCUGAACCCGAAGGCCUUCUCCCUGAGCCAUCUCCGCCAAAGCGGCUACUAAACCUGACGCUAGAGGUGAGCACAGCCAAGCUGACAGCUUUUGUAGCUGAGGACAAGUUCAUUACCCUGACUGCGGAGAGCGUGUCGCUGAGCCGGCAUGGGGGUUCACUGCAGGCCUACUGCCCAGAGCUGGCUGCUGGCUUUGAUGGCAAUAGCAUCUUCCACUUCAAGGAGAUGGAGGUACAGCUGCUGCCUGAACUGGAGGAGAUGAUCCUGCACCGGAACCCUUUCCCUGGGCUGCAGACCCUCCGGAACCGUGUUUGGCUCCUGUCCCUGGGCUCAGUCUCAGUGGAGUUUCCUUAUCAGUAUGAUUUCUCUCGAACUCUGGAUGAGGCUGUGGGAGUUCAGAAAUGGCUGAAGGGGCUGCAUCGAGGAACUCAUGCUCAGGCUUCUCCAAGCCCUGCCCCACUCCCACCUGAUCUACUCUUGAAGGUUCAGCACUUCUCAUGGGUUUUCCUGGAUGACGUCUUUGAGGUGAAACUUCGUGAUAACUAUGAACUGAUGAAGGAUGAAAGUAAGGAGAGUGCCAAAAGGCUGCAGCUGCUGGAUGCCAAGGUGGCUGCCCUUCGGAAGCAACACGGGGAGUUAUUGCCAGCCCGUAAAAUUGAGGAGCUCUAUGCCUCUUUGGAACAUAAAAACAUUGAAAUCUACAUUCAGCGCUCCCGUCGUCUCUAUGGCAACACACCUAUGCGCCGGGCACUGCUCACUUGGAGCCUGGCAGGACUAGAGCUGGUAGCUCUGGCAGAUGCCUCCUUCCAUGGGCCUGAGCGUGUAGUAGAGCAAGUUCAAGAGCUUGAUCCAGGCAGCCCUUUUCCUGCCGAGGGAGUAGAUCUUGUCAUUCAGUGGUGUCGUAUGCUCAAGUGCAGUGUUAAGACAUUUUUGGUCCGGAUACGAGAUUAUCCCCGGUACCUGUUCGAGAUACGUGACUGGCGGCUGAUGGGUCGACUUGUGGGCACUGAGCAGAGUGGUCAGCCUUGCUCCCGGAGGCGUCAGAUCUUGCACUUGGGGCUUCCAUGGGGUAAUGUGGCAGUAGAGAGGAACAUGCCCCCACUCAAGUUCUACCACGACUUCCGCUCGGAAAUCUUUCAGUACACAGUGGUAUGGGGCCCUUGCUGGGAUCCAGCCUGGACACUGAUUAGCCAGUCUCUGGACCUCUUGACCAAGCCCUCAGCUGACCCCAGCCCCCCCUUGCCCUGGUGGGACAAGAGCCGUCUUCUGUUCCAUGGCGACUGGUACAUGGACAUUGAACAGGCAAAUCUGCACCAGCUGGCUACUGAGGACCCGUACAACACGACAGAAAAUAUGCACUGGGAGUGGAGCCACCUGUCUUUUCACUGGAAACCUGGUCAGUUUGUGUUCAAAGGUGACUUGGAUGUCAACGUGAGAACAGCUUCUAAGUAUGAUGAUUGCUGCUUCCUUCACCUGCCUGACCUCUGCAUGACACUGGACCUGCAGUGGCUAUGCCAUGGGAACCCCCAUGAUCACCACAGUGUCACUCUGCGGGCCCCAGAGUUUCUGCCUGAGGUGCCCUUGGGCCAACUCCAUGACUCCUACCGGGCAUUCCGCUCUGAGAACCUCAAUCUCUCCAUCAAGAUGGAUCUGACCCGGCACAGUGGGACAAUAUCCCAGCCCCGGAUUCUGUUAUAUAGUAGUACUCUGCGCUGGAUGCAAAACUUCUGGGCAACUUGGACUAGUGUCACAAGGCCUAUCUGUAGGGGAAAGCUCUUCAAUAACCUGAAACCUAGCAAGAAGAAACUUGGCCAGCACUACAAGCAGCUUUCCUAUACUGCAAUUUUUCCCCAGCUGCAGGUGCAUUACUGGGCCUCAUUCGCCCAGCAACGGGGCGUCCAGAUUGAGUGCAGUCAGGGCCAUGUCUUUACUAGGGGAACUCAGCGGCUUAUACCUCAAGCGGGCACAGUGAUGCGGCGCCUCAUCUCUGACUGGAGUGUGACCCAGAUGGUUAGUGACCUAAGUCAGGUGACUGUUCACCUGAUGGCUUCGCCCACCGAAGAGAAUGCUGAUCACUGCCUUGAUCCCUUGGUAACAAAGACCCACCUACUGAGCCUGUCCUCCCUCACCUACCAGCGGCAUAGCAAUCGCACGGCUGAGGAGGAGCUCUCUACUCGAGUUGGGGAUCCCGCCUUUCAUACACACCAGCUGCACUUGGUAGAUUUACGGGCUUCCUGGACAACCACCAAUCGGGACAUUGCCUUUGGUUUAUAUGAUGGCUAUAAAAAGGCAGCAGUACUCAAACGUAAUCUCUCUACUGAGGCCCUGAAGGGGUUAAAGAUUGAACCCCAGAUGCCAGCUAAAAAGCCAAAGCAGAGUGUUCUGACCAGUGUCCCAGCCCCACCUCCCGUCAACACUCCCAGCUUUAGUGGACAGCCUGAUAAGGGGUCAUCAGGAGGUGCCUACAUGUUGCAGAAGCUGAUUGAAGAGACAGAUAGGUUUGUAGUGUUCACAGAAGAGGAGUCAGGUGUGAGUGACCAGUUGUGUGGCAUUGCUGCCUGCCAGACGGAUGACAUAUAUAACCGAAACUGCCUUAUUGAGCUGGUUAACUGCCAGAUGGUUCUUCGUGGAGCAGAGACAGAAGGCUGUGUCAUUGUGUCAGCUGCCAAAGCUCAGCUGCUGCAGUGCCAACAUCAUCCAGCUUGGUAUGGUGACACGUUGAAGCAGAAGACAUCCUGGACUUGCCUACUGGAUGGCAUGCAGUACUUUGCCACCACUGAAAGCAGCCCCACUGAGCAGGAUGGCCGACAGCUCUGGUUAGAGGUAAAGAAUAUCGAGGAGCACCGGCAGCGUAGUCUGGAUUCUGUGCAGGAGCUGAUGGAGAGCGGGCAGGCAGUGGGAGGCAUGGUUACCACCACCACAGAUUGGAACCAGCCAGCUGAGGCGCAACAAGCCCAGCAAGUCCAGCGGAUCAUUUCACGCUGUAGCUGCCGAAUGUACUAUAUUAGUUACAGCCAUGACAUUGAUCCUGAGCUGGCAACUCAGAUUAAACCACCUGAGGUCCAUGAGAACCAGGAAAAGGAAGAUCUCCUAAAGAAACAGGAAGGGGCUGUGGAUACCUUUACCCUUAUUCAUCAUGAGCUGGAAAUCUCCACCAACCCGGCUCAGUAUGCCAUGAUCCUGGACAUUGUCAACAACCUGCUGCUCCAUGUAGAACCUAAGCGGAAGGAGCACAGUGAGAAGAAGCAGCGGGUGAGGUUCCAGCUUGAGAUUUCUAGCAAUCCUGAGGAACAGCGCAGCAGCAUAUUACAUUUGCAGGAGGCUGUGCGGCAGCAUGUGGCUCAGAUACGGCAGCUGGAAAAGCAGAUAUAUUCUAUUAUGAAGUCUUUGCAGGAUGACAGCAAGAACGAGAACCUGCUUGACCUGAACCAAAAGCUUCAGUUGCAGCUAAACCAGGAGAAGGCCAAUCUACAGCUAGAAAGCGAAGAGCUUAAUAUCCUCAUCAGGUGUUUUAAGGACUUCCAGUUGCAACAGGCCAAUAAGAUGGAGUUGCGAAAGCAACAAGAAGAUGUGAGUGUGGUACGUCGCACUGAGUUUUACUUUGCUCAGGCACGAUGGCGCUUGACAGAGGAAGAUGGACAGCUAGGAAUUGCUGAACUGGAGCUGCAGCGGUUCCUCUACAGCAAGGUGAAUAAGUCUGAUGACACAGCAGAACAUCUUCUGGAGUUGGGCUGGUUCACUAUGAACAACCUUCUCCCCAAUGCGGUCUAUAAGGCAAUCCUGCGGCCCCAGAGCUCCUGCCAGUCUGGGCGACAGCUGGCCCUCCGCCUCUUCAGCAAAGUCCGGCCCCCUGUUGGGGGUAUUUCUGUUAAGGAACACUUUGAGGUAAAUGUGGUGCCUCUCACCAUCCAGCUGACACACCAGUUCUUCCAUAGAAUAAUGGGUUUUUUCUUUCCUGGCCGAAGUGUGGAAGAUGAUGAGGUUGGAGAUGAAGAAGAUAAGUCCAAACUGGUGACUACUGGAAUACCAGUGGUGAAGCCUCGGCAGCUGAUUGCAACAGAUGAUGCAGCACCACUGGGCCCUGGAAAGGGUGUGGCACAAGGCUUAAAUCGGAGUUCUGGCGUCAGGAGGUCAUUUCGGAAAGUACCUGAGCACCCUGUGGAUGAUAUUGACAAGAUGAAAGAGCGAGCUGCCAUGAACAACUCCUUCAUCUACAUAAAGAUUCCACAGGUUCCUCUGUGUGUCAGCUACAAGGGUGAGAAGAACAGUGUGGACUGGGGUGACCUUAACCUGGUGCUGCCCUGUCUGGAGUACCACAACAAUACAUGGACAUGGCUAGACUUUGCCAUGGCUGUCAAGAGGGACAGCCGCAAAGCCCUGGUUGCCCAGGUAAUCAAAGAGAAGUUAAGGCUGAAACCUGCAACAGGGUCUGAGGUCCGGGGAAAGCUAGAAACUAAAUCAGACCUCAACAUGCAACAGCAGGAAGAGGAGGAGAAAGCCCGGCUCCUCAUCGGUUUAAGUGUGGGCAACAAGAACCCUGGCAAGAAGUCCAUCUUUGGCAGGCGCAAGUGAUCCAGCAUCCAAGAGUGGCUGCAGUACAGGAUCUGACUCUGGCUCAGGCCCCAGGGACUUGUGGGGUGGGAGGCAUUUCCCUUUACCUAUCAGGAUUUGUUGGGGGUCAGGAGCCCACAGGGUACUGUGGAGAGGGGCACUGCUCUUUUAGCAGCUGGCCUGUUCCUGCAGAAUACAGUGGAUAAUAAUGCUGAGUUCUACCUCGCACUGAUCAGCAGGCCAAGGCCCAGAGAGGCGUCAAGAGAGCAAGACCCAGGGAAUGGGCCCAGGAUCAGGAUCUGGUUCAACUGGGGCUAACUGAAAGGGUGGGAGGGAGAGUUCUGAUCAAGUGUGAUAAAUUUUUAUAGACCUAUAUAUAAAUAUAUACAUAUAUAUUUCUUUUUUUUUUUAAGAUUUUAUUUAUUUGAGAGAGAGAGAAUGAGAGAGAGAGCACACGAGAGGGGGGAGGGUCAGAGGGAGAAGCAGACCCCCUGCUGAGCAAGGAGCCCGACAUGGGGCUCGAUCCCGGGACUCCAGGAUCAUGACCUGAGCCGAAGGCAGUCGCUUAACCAACUGAGCCACCCAGGCACCCUAUACAUAUAUAUUUCUAAGUGUAACUGCUCUCCCUCUGUGCUAGAAAGUUGAGGGGAGGAGCCGAUCUCCUAUUCCUCAUUCCACUGCCUUGUAUGAGAGGUAUAUUAGGGUUCUGGGGGGGGAAUCAGCCCCUUCUCAAUCUGUGCCAAGUUCACUUGGGAAGAUGGCAAUAGAUGCCAGGGCUGGCCAUGGGUCCCCUUGGGGUAUGCCCUGAAGAAUGGUAAGAAAACGACUUAAAGAGGAAAAAAUACAUAUUUUAAAUUUGAUUUUUUUUUUUUUGGUGUGUUAAGUGCAUGGGUUUCAACCUGUCCCUACCUCCCUAUCAACCCAAGACAUAUCCUCUAGCUACCACUCUAAUGAGUAUGGCCUUUUCCCUCCUCUGUGAAACUAUAUCACAGAUACUUCCCAGCUCUGGUUUGACACUGGCCUCCUAAUAGGUCUCUGCACAUUUUAGUGCUGGCUAUGAGCCUAUUCAUAACUGGGGUGGGGGGAUAGGAUUUGGGGAUAAGGGUGGGGUUUGGCUGCAUCAACUUGUAUCUCUAGUCAUGAACGGCAAGAAGAGGCGGGGCUCAUGUGUAAUGUAGCAUCAGGGGCAGGAGUUGCUUAUGUAACUGGGACAGCAGAUUUAGCAGGAGGAGAGGAGGCAGAGGCUUUGGAUGGGAACAGUAAGCUGUCGGCAGGGGCAACAUGGCCCAGUGGCUGCUUCUCAUAAGGUAGGCUGUGGGGCUCUGGCCGCCUGUUUAGGGGAGGUUAAGGGGGCAUGGUCUUAAGGCCUGGGAACUGACUGGUGAGGAGAAUGUUAGUGAUGCCCACUGUGGAGGUGGAACAGGAGGCUAUGCUGUGAAAAUAUCCCAACCCCAUACCAAGAGGCACAGGCUGAAUCUCCGAUGCCUCAAAGGGAAAAUGUCCAAAUACUGCUUUCCUAGAGGAUCUGAAUCAUAUCCAGGAAAUCUAGGCCUUGGCCCAAAGCAAGGGUAAUGGCAAUUUUGCCUGGUGCUCAAAAAUGUAUCCCUAAGGUUGCGACUUGAGGGUAUGCUUUCUGAGAUGGGCAGAACUUGUAAUGCCUCAAGGGCAGAGGUUUAGAGUGGCUCCCUUGGUUCUCAGCAGGGUGGCAACAUCCGGGGUCCCUGGGUCCGAGGCUGGAAGAGCCUCUGGUCAGGUGUGGGGACUACCAGGUCAGGUGUGGAAGAGCUGUGGGGACUACGGGGGCAUCAGUGCCUACACCAGGAGCCCCUGGAGCCGGCCCUGUUGCUAACAGAGAAGCCUCUGUCUGAGUGGCCAGUGCCUCAGUUCGUCAACCUUUUUCUGCCGGAGUUUCCCAUUAGGCCCCUUAAGGGGCAUCACCAGCUGAAGGUAAGUCAGUCCCUGGAAGGGGUCUCAGUCUUGGGGAGACAUCUAGAAAUGGCCAGAGUUUCAAUUAUGCUAUUCUCCAUUUCUCUGUACAGAUUUUAGGCCUUGUGGCUAAAGGCUCCUUCGGAACGGUUCUCAAGGUGAUAGACUGUGGCCAGAAAGCAGUAUUUGCAGUGAAGGUGUUGCCCAAGGUAAAGGUCCUACAGAGGGACAUCCUGAGGCAGUGCAAAGAGGAGGUUAGCAUCCAGGUAUGCACAGAGCCCAGGAAUGGAUCCUAGGAAGAACUAAACCACAGGUGGCAACUGUCCUGCUCUUCCUGGUUCUGGCCCCCCCCCCCCCCCCCCCCUCUGCUUCAACCAAAGUAGAUCCUGGAAAAGUAGUUAUCAGCAGUUAAUUCUAGGUCCUUCCAUGGAAAUCUCUCCAGCAUGUCCUGGUGUGUUCCUCAGUAUCAUGCUGGUUUUGAGAUUACCAGGCAGGCAGUCCCUACUUAGUUCACCUGAACUGAGAGGUGGGGCAGCAGCUCCUUUUCUGCAUAACUAGGUAAAUCCUGACUUCUUGGCUCCCUUGAUCCUCAAUGACCUCUUUCCUAACUUUGUUUUCUUCAUUCCUAGCGACAGAUCAACCAUCCUUUUGUACACGGUUUGGGGGACAGCUGGCAGGGAAAACGGCACCUCUUCAUUAGUGAGUGACUGGCCUCUCAUUUCCAAGAAUCCUUCUAUUGUACUCCCCACCUGAGAUUAUCCAUCCCUUUGGCUUGUUUUCCCUUUGCUCUUUCCCUUCUCAGAGCA
Mirounga angustirostris (Northern elephant seal) is the source of this 9502-nucleotide messenger RNA. It is a transcript of the gene BLTP2, whose product is annotated as bridge-like lipid transfer protein family member 2. The transcript is spliced from 40 exons. The record is from RefSeq and is a predicted model, not a curated record. Bases 96 to 6791 code for a protein of 2231 amino acids. NCBI's taxonomy places the organism in Eukaryota, Metazoa, Chordata, Mammalia, Carnivora, Phocidae.